AUGGAAAAGGUAGCUCCUCCUCUUCUUCCUCUUCCUCUUCCUCAUCCAUUUUACGAUUCAUCAAAUAACAAAAAACGCGAUCUAUCAUACGACGUCGUUCACCUACCAAACGACAAUUGGAACCCUAAAGAAUGGAAUUGGGACAGUGUUCGAUUCAUGGCCAAAUCCACCGUCUCUCAACAACAACAGCAACAACCGGAAGAAACUCUCAAAUUGAAUCUCGCCGGUGGUGGUUUUUCCGGCGGAGGUCUUACAAAUAGAGCUAGCAAAAGAGUACGUUCAGGAUCUCCAUCUGGAACGGCGUCGUAUCCGAUGUGUCAGGUUGAUAACUGUAAAGAAGAUCUAUCGAAAGCGAAGGAUUAUCAUCGGAGACAUAAAGUGUGUGAAGCUCAUAGUAAAGCUUCGAAAGCGUUGCUUGGGAAUCAAAUGCAACGGUUUUGUCAACAGUGUAGUAGGUUUCAUCCUUUGUUGGAGUUUGACGAAGGGAAACGAAGCUGUCGUCGGAGACUUGCGGGACAUAAUCGUCGCCGGAGAAAGACGCAGCCGGAUGAGGUCGCUUCUCCUCCGUUGAAUCAGCAUGUUGCGGCGGCUGCUAAUUUGGAAAUCUUUAACUUGUUGACUGCUAUUGCUGAUGUUUCGCAAGGAAAAUCUGAAGAAAGAAGGUCACAAGUUCCCGAUAAAGAGCAUCUUGCGCAGAUUCUGAAUAGGAUCCCAUUACCUGCUGAUCUUACCGCAAAGUUGCUAGAUGUUGGUAAUAACUUGAAUGGGAAAAAUGGUAAUGUGCAAAUACAAACUUCAUCAUUCUAUCAUCAUCGUGAUGGUCAACCUAAUAAUGGCCCCUCGGCUCCAUUAACGAUGGACUUUCUUGGCGUACUUUCCACCACUCCAUCGGCGCCUGAUCAAAAUGCCAUUUCGUUACACUCUCAAAAUGGUGGCAACAAGUCCACGACCAGUGCUGAUCAGAUUAGAGAACAACAAUUCACUUCAGUUGGUGGAGAAAGAAGUAGUGGCAGUUCCCAGUCUCCAAAUGAUGAUUCAGAUUGCCAGGAGGAUGUUCGAGUGAAUUUGCCACUGCAACUUUUUAGCUCCUCUCCAGAAGAUGACUUCCAAUCAAAAUUGCCAUCUUCGCGAAAGUAUUUCUCAUCAGAAAGCAGUAACCCUGUGGAUGAGAGGUCGCCGUCGUCAUCUCCUCCUGUUGCGGAGAUGAAUUUUGGUUUGCAAAGUGGGAUUAGAGGUGUCAAUCCUAAUAGCAAUUCAACUGGAAUAGGAGUCGAUGCAAAUAAGGAAACCAGCCAAAGUCAUAGUUGUACUACUAUUGCUUUUGAUCUCUUUAAAGGGUCAAAAUCAAAUAACAUUAUCCAACAAGCUAGUUCAGUUCAGAGUGUUCCAUUUAAAGCUGGUUAUGCAUCUUCAGGCUCUGAUUAUUCACCUCCCAGUUUGAGUUCAGAUACUCAGGAUCGUACUGGGAGAAUAAUGUUUAAAUUAUUUGACAAGCAUCCUAGCCAUUUCCCAGGAACAUUGCGCACACAGAUUUACAAUUGGCUUUCUACCCGUCCAUCAGACUUGGAGAGUUACAUAAGGCCCGGCUGCGUCGUCCUAUCAAUUUAUGCCACAAUGUCUUCUGCUGCCUGGACGCAACUAGAAGAAAACUUCCUCCAACGUGUUCAUUCUUUAAUUCAUAACCCAGAUUCUGAUUUCUGGAGAAAUGGAAGAUUUCUUGUUUAUUCUGGCAGUCAGUUAGCAUCAUACAAAGAUGGAAAGAUACGCAUGUGCAAACCAUGGGGAACAUGGAGGUCUCCAGAGUUGACGUCAGUGUCCCCUUUGGUGAUUGUUAGUGGACAAGAAACCUCUAUGUCAUUGAAGGGAAGAAACCUGUCUGCUUCUGGCACAAAGAUUCAUUGCACUGGCGCUGACUGUUACACGUCAUCAGAAGUUAUAGGAUCUGGUAUGGUCUAUGAUGAGAUAAAAUUGAGUGGUUUUAAAGUUCAGAAUGCAUCUCCUGGUGUUCUAGGUCGCUGUUUCAUUGAGGUUGAAAAUGGUUUCAAGGGCAACUGUUUUCCAGUGAUAAUAGCCGAUGCAUCCAUUUGCAAGGAAUUGAGACCGCUUGAGUCUGAAUUUGACGAGGAGGAAAAAAUAUGUGAUGCCAUUUCGGAGGAGCAUGAAUAUCAUUUUGGGAGGCCCAAGUCAAGGGAUGAGGCUUUGCACUUUCUGAAUGAGCUUGGAUGGCUGUUUCAAAGGGAAAGGUUGUCGAAUGUGCACGAGGUUCCAGAUUUUUCACUCGAGAGGUUCAAAUUUGUACUGACGUUUUCUGUGGAGAGAAACUGUUGCGUGAUAGUCAAAACCCUUUUGGAUAUGUUGGUUGAUAAACACUUCAAAGGAGAACAGUUGUCAACAGGCUCAAUGGAAAUGCUAAAAGCAAUCCAACUCCUAAAUAGAGCAGUGAAAAGAAAGUACAUCAGCAUGGUUGAUUUACUUGUCCAUUAUUCUAUACCUAGCAAAAAUGACACAUCCAAGAAAUAUGUAUUUCCACCAAAUCUUGAGGGACCUGGUGGUAUUACUCCCUUGCAUUUGGCAGCAUCUACACUGGAUUCUGAGGGUGUAAUUGACUCUUUAACAAAUGAUCCACAAGAGCUUGGCCUGAAAUGCUGGGAGACCCUUGUGGAUGAAAAUGGGCAGACUCCACAUGCAUACGCUGCGAUGAGAAAUAAUCAGUCUUACAAUAUGAUGGUUGCCCGGAAACUUUCUAAUAGACAAAGAAGUGAAGUUGCAGUUAAAAUUGACAAUGAGAUAGAGCACCAAUCACUGGGAAUUGAGCUUAUGCAAAAGCAAAUUAACCAAGUCAAACGGGUUGGGAACAACUCUUGUUCCAAGUGUGCAAUUGCCGAUGUUCGCUUCAAGAGAAGAUUUUCAGGUUCACGGAACUGGCUUCAUGGUCCCUUUAUUCAUUCAAUGCUAGCUGUUGCUGCUGUUUGUGUAUGUGUUUGUGUGUUAUUCCGCGGAACCCCUUUUGUAGGCUCAGUUUCUCCCUUCAGGUGGGAAAACUUGGAUUUUGGCACAAUUUAA
This is a messenger RNA of Lathyrus sativus (Indian pea), 3063 nucleotides long. Lineage: Eukaryota; Viridiplantae; Streptophyta; Magnoliopsida; Fabales; Fabaceae. The record is from the annotation of a GenBank genome assembly.